Molecule: messenger RNA, 894 nt
Organism: Erythranthe guttata (spotted monkey flower)
Lineage: Eukaryota; Viridiplantae; Streptophyta; Magnoliopsida; Lamiales; Phrymaceae
Source: RefSeq, a predicted model, not a curated record
AUGAAUGUUGUGUCUUCGUCUCAGGUUUUUCAAGCUCUUCUUUCUCUCAAAGAGUCCAGGGAUUUUAAAUCAGCAGCAAAACAUCAUGAAUGGCUCUCGGCUAUGGAUGAUGAAAUUCAAGCUUUGAAGAACAAUCAUACAUGGAUUCUUGUCCAUCGUCUACAAAAUCAUAAUGUCGUUGGAUUUUCAAAACCAAACUCCACUCAGAUGGGUCUAUUGAGCGCCACAAGGCCCGUUUGGUCGCUCAGGGGUUUUCUCAGAUUCACGAUCUUGAUUUUGGAGAUACUUUUAGCCCUUUUGUGCCACCUGCCACUGUUCGACUUAUUUUAUCGUUGGCCAUUACGCUUGGAUGGAGUUUACACCAGAAGUGUAUAUGGAACAACCUCUGGGAUACAUCGAUCCACAAUUCCCUCAGCAUGUUUGUCGCCUGAAGCGAGCUCUUUAUGGUUUGAAACAAGCUCAUCGAGCUUGGUUUCAUCGGUUCAGCUCCUUUAUGAUUACCCUUGGUUUUAUGUCGAGUCAGAUUCCUCAUUGUUUGGUUACCACUCCUCACUUGGAAUGAUUUAUCUCCUUCAUUAUGUCGACGAUAUGGUUAUUACUGGCAAUAAUCCUUCCCUGGUUCAAAACCUCAUUUCUCGGCUCUUCAAGGAAUUCUCAAUGAAGGAUUUGGGUGAUCUUCAUUAUUUUCUCGGUGUUGAAGUUCAAUCUUAUGACAAAGGUUUAUUUCUAAGUCAAACAAAGUAUGUUCUUGAUCUCUUACAGCGUGCUUCGAUGAUUGAUGCAAAGCCUAUCUCUACACCUUUUGUUGUCGGUGCACAUCUCUCUGCCGAAGGACAAUUAUUUCCAGAUCCUACAUUUUGUUUCGCUCUCUUGCCGGUGUUCUUCAAUACUUGA